Molecule: messenger RNA, 3222 nt
Organism: Monoraphidium neglectum
Lineage: Eukaryota; Viridiplantae; Chlorophyta; Chlorophyceae; Sphaeropleales; Selenastraceae
Product: peptidase S8/S53 subtilisin kexin sedolisin
Exons: 6
Coding region: 1-3222 (1073 amino acids)
Biological process (GO): proteolysis
Molecular function (GO): protein binding; serine-type endopeptidase activity
Source: RefSeq, a predicted model, not a curated record
AUGGCAAAAGUUAAUAGCCAUCAGAGGGCAGGAUUCCUUGUGGUGUACAACAUCUUAGACUCGGACGUCGCCGCUGCGGCAGCCUCGCUGAACGAGCCCAUGGCGACCAGCGCCGCCGCGCCCGCGCUCUUCGCCACCGGCGGCCCCCUCCGCCGCGCCCCCACCGGCUGGUCGCGCGCCGUGCGCGCCGCCGCGCGCGAUGCAGUGCGCGGCCGAGCGCUCUCGCCCGACAGCCCCGCCGCGCGCGCGGGCGCGAGGCUCGCGCGGGACUUUUCUGACGUCCCAGCAUCCGUUGUUUCGAUUGACAGCGUGGCAGCGUUGGACGCCCUGAGGGCGGACCCCAACGUUGCUUCUGUCGAGCCAGAUCGAGUCUUCACCAUCCAGUGGGAGUUCUCUAACGGCAGAAUUGGCGGCGGCCACGGAAGCGACCCAAGUGACCCGGAACGGCGGCUGCUGUACAUGAGGGACAGCCUCUCGCUGAUUGCGCAGCCUCAGGCGGCCGCAAACGGGUACAUCGGCACCGGUUGCUCUGUGGCGGUGUUGGACACGGGUGCAGCCUACGACCACCCUGACCUUGGGUCCUGCUCUGGCCCUGGGGCGCCCUCCACUACGUGCCGAGUGCCAUUCGCCAGGGACUUCACGCCCAACGACGACGGGCAGGCGGACGACACCGGCCACGGCACCAAUGUGGCCAGCAUUAUUGCCAAGGUCGCUCCUGGCGUCAAAAUCUUGGCUCUUGACGUGUUCCGGCUGUCUUAUGCAUUCGAGAGCGACCUGCUGGCGGCCGUAGACUGGGUGCUGCAGAACAAGGACGCCUACAACAUCUGCGUCAUCAACCUCAGCCUCGGCAGCGGGAAGCCGACUGGAGCCCAGUGCCCGAGCUCUGCAAUGUCGAGGGCUCUCGCGGCCCUCCGCUCCGCCGGCGUCCUUGCAGCCGUCGCCGCCGGCAACGACGGCGCAGCAACGGGCGUCACCUACCCUGCGUGCGCUCCUGCUGCUGUAUCUGUGGGGGCGGUUUAUGACUAUCCGGUGCCCUCCAAGUCCUGGGGCGUUUGCAACGACACCAACAUCGGACAGGACUCCAUUGCCUGCUUCUCAAACAGCGCACCAUUCCUGUCAGUGCUCGCCCCCGGCGUGCUCGUCGACGCGGGCGGCUGGGUCUCCUCGGGCACCAGCCAGGCCGCUCCUCAUGUCGCAGCCGCGAUUGCGGUGCUGAAAUCAGCCGUGCCCGUCGCCACCGCCGAUGAGAUCGUGGCGGCCCUCACGUCCAGCGGCCGGCCUGUCUUGGACCCGCGCAACGGCGUCACUCGGCCCCGCAUCAACCUGCUCGCCGCCGUCGAGGCGCUGCUCAACGCCACCGCAGACGAUGUGCCGCCGACGGCGAUGGUGGCGCUGACCAGCGGCUCCGUGUGGACGCGGCUGCGGGACGUGUCGCUGCGGAUAGCCGCGAGCGACGCGUCAGGCGUCGCCCGGAUGUGCCUGUCUGAGGGCGGCACCGGCGGCGCGUCGGCGUGUGGGGGCAGCUGGCUGCCCUUCCAGUCGCCGACCGUUUUCCGGCUGUCGGACGGCGACGGCCUGAAGACCAUCAACGUCUGGCUAACCGACACUCGAAAUAACAUCAUGCCUGCGCCCGCGGCGGUCAACGUGACGCUUGACACCGUGGCGCCGGCGGGCCCAUGGAUUGCAAUCAAUGGCGGCGCCAUGUGGACGGGCAGCCGGGCGGUCACGCUGACGAUCGGCGGCAGCGACGCCAACGGAUUUCGGUCGUGUGUCACCCGGGCGCCGAACGGCUGCGACCAGCUUGUCUUGUUCAGGUCAAACCCGCCGUCGUUCCCCUAUUCCUUCCCGCCCUCUGCGGCCGACGGGAACCAGACGCUCUAUCUGUUCGUGCGCGACCCCGCCGGCAACUCGAACCCGCAGCCCGCGGUCGCCUCGAUCCGGCUGGACACGCAGCCGCCAACGCUGACCGCGAAAAUCAUGGGCAACGGCAGCCCGGUGGCCACGUCGCCGCGGGUGACGCUCGCGCUGGCCGCGGACGACGGCGCCGGCGGAAGCGGGGCGGUGCAGGUCCAGGUCUGCGACACGCCCGAGCCCUGCGGCGGGUGGGUCGCCCUGCAGCCUGCGAUGGCGCGUGACUUGCCGCCAGGGGAGGGGCGCCGCACCGUGUACGUGCGCGCGCGGGACGCGGCGGGCAACGAGAUGCGGGCGCCGGUGGAGGCGUCCAUUGUCAUCGACACAUUGCCGCCCGCAAAUGUCAGAGCAUUCAUCGCGGCAAUGUCUCCUGGAACUUCCUCGGGCCUUGUUACGCGCGGCGUCAAGCUGGCAAUCACUGCCUCGGACUUUUCCGGUGUCAAGGAGUACUGUUUGCUCAAUGCGGCAUCCGGGCCAGACGGCGCCCUGGCGCCGCCGCCAGCUGGGGGCGGCGCGGCGGCGUGCUCGCCAUGGCUGCCGUUUGGUGGCGGGACAGUUGAUUGGACGCUUGCCAACGGCCCAGACGGGCCGAGAGCGGUGUAUGUGUGGCUGCGAGACAGUGUUGGGAACACCAUGGACGCGCCUGCCACAGCCAGUGUCAGCCUGGCAGCCGGGGGGCCGUUCUCGGGCCGCAUCGUGGUCAACGGCGGCAAGGCCGGCGCAGCCACCCGCACAGUCAACGUCACUUUAGCGACCACCGGCAGCGGCGCCGGCGCGGUCGCCGACAUGUGCGUCACGGAGGACGCCGCCGCGACCGCCGUCACGUGCUCGCCGUGGGUCCCAUUUGCCCCCGCAUUGACGCUGCAGCUGUCGGCGGGCCGCGGGCCCAAGGUGCUGCAUGCAUUCUUCCGAGACACAGCGAUGCGCACCACACCUGAAGCGGCGACGGCAACGAUUGUCUACGACACCGCGCCGCCGCAGAUGGCGCCGCGGGCUGUUGGGCUGUCGGGUAGCGUGGUCGCUCAGACGAUCAGCUUGACUUGGAAUCCGAGCGGCGUGGACGACGGGCCUGAAGGCUCGGGGGUCGCGUCAUACCUCCUGACAUAUCGCAAGGGCAGCUUCCCACCCCCAAAGUGCAGCACCUUCGGAAACGCAGCAGCGGCGGUGCCGCUGCCCGCGCGGCUGGCGACGUCUGCGGUGGUGUCAGGUCUCGAGCCAUACAUGGGCUACCGCUUCAGGCUGUGCGCUGUGGAUGCGGCCGGCAAUACUGCGAAUGGCGUCGUUUGGGGGGCGAGGACACAACGCGCGUGA